CCCAAGAAAGGUGAUAUGGAUGAAUCAAUUGAUGUAAAUGAUGCUCUCACACAUGCUUCCAACCCAGAUAACAACAUAAGGUCAAUAGGAGAAGACAUGCUAAAGCGGCUCCAAAAUCGUGAUCUUCCCAACUUUCUGCUAUAUUUAUCAUCUGAGCUCGUGAGGGAGGGGAUUCCAGAAGAGUCUAGGGUACUUGCUGCCAUCACCCUUAAGAACUCCUUGGACUCGAAGGAUCCUGCACUCAAGGAUGCACACAAGGAUCUAAUUUGUCUAAAAUGGCUCAGCGUGGAUAAAUCUAUCCGAUUAGAGAUUAAGAAUAACUUGCUCAUGACACUAGAAAUUGAUUCAAGGCCAUCUCAUUCAAGGCACCCCUCGUCAAAAGUUAUUGCAGAAGUUAUUGCGAGGGUUGCAUGCAUGGAGAUACCCCGGAAUCAGUGGCUGGACCUUGUUGGUAAAUUAAUGGACAACAUGGCAAGUUUAUCUUCUUCCCUAAAGCAAGCAACUCUAGAGGUGCUCCAGUAUAUCUUCAAGGCAAAGAUCCCUAACGUUGUCAAGCGGGAUCAAGUGGAUGAUGUUAUUGCUAGUGUCAUCAGUGCACUGAACGACGAGGUGCUAGGUUCUCAAGUCCAUCUGGCAGCCCUUAAAGCUUUACACAACAUUUUUGAGUUUACUAAGUUUGAAGGCCAUGAUUGGAGAGGUGCUAUAGAGGCAGUUUUUGCUGUGGCUUAUAGAACAUCUGGAACAGAGAUCCCAGAGGCAGCAUUUGAGUGCCUCGUUGCAAUUGCAUCCACUUGUCAUACCAAAUUCGAACCCGACAUAGAAGUGCUGAUGCAUAUUACAAUGCAAGCUUUGAAUGGAGAUGUGGAAUCACUUAAAGUCCAAUGUAUCAAGUUGUGGAUCACUAUUUGCGAAAAAGAGAUUGAUUGGCUAGAAGAAGAAGAAGAAGAAGAAGAAGAAGAAGAAGAAGAAGAAGAAGAAGAAGAAGAUAAAGAUGAAUCUUACUUUACUGGUCUUCUCUAUUCAUUGGUCCCACUUCUCCUACAAACUUACUUAAAUGAAGAAGAGAGGGAUUUAGAACAAAUGGACAUUUGGAAACAGGGAGAUGAAGAUGAGGGAGAUGGAAACAUUUCUCUGACCGGGGAACAAGAAGAAGAGGGAGAUGAAAAUGUGGAACAAAAGGGAGUAAACCUUGAAGACAAUUGGGAACAAGAGGAAGAUGAGACUUUACCAGUCAUUUCCAUGACAUGCCUAGGCCUUGCAGCUAGAAUUCUGAAGGGUGGAGUUGUCCCCACUGUGAUGCAUUUUGUUGAGGAGAACAUGAAUGGGCCACAUAAGAUAGCUGCAUUGUCUCCAUUAGGUUUUAUCCUCGAAGGUCCCUCAGUCAAGCAGCUUGCUCCUCUAGUUGAUUUAUUGCUUGCCUUGAUGGAAUAUCAGGCGGAAGGUGUAAGAGGCAGGGCUGCAUGGACUCUUGGGCGGCUGUUUGAGCUUGUGGGUGCACAUAGAAUCAUGAGAAAUGAGGUGGUGUCCCUGGAUAGGAUCAUGGAGCUCUUGAUAGAGAGGAGCUGUGAUGUCCCUCAAGUGUCCAUUGAAGUGCAUGGAGCUCUAUAUUUUCUUGCACGAGGUUAUGGAGAAGAUGCAAAGUCAGGGUCAAAGUCAAAUUCAUGUGAGCUUUCACCUUUUGUUAAGCCUCUUAUUGAUGCUCUCAUGCGUGCUUCCGAUCUGGCUAGGGAGACCCCUUUUAGUUUCCUAGCAUCUCCUUAUAAAGCAUUGAGUGAGAUUGUGAAAGUUAGUGACACCCGGGACUUACAAGUUUGGGAGGCUCUUAUGGGCUUGAUGUCUCAUAUCAUGAGGAGAUUCAACACUGUGCUUCAUGGUCAUGGUGCAAUUUCAUCUCUUCAGGGGAAGAACCAACUUGAGGUCUUGCUGUGUGGUCUAGUUGAAGUCUUAAUCCACAAGCUUGGAGAUACACUUGAGGGGUCUGCUAAAUGUUUGUUGCUGUUAUUGUGCCCUCUCUUAACCCGUGAGAGUACAAGUGCACGUAAUGGAGCAGCCCUUGCCAUUGGUGCUCUUGCUCAUGCCAUUGGUGCUGAUUUUGGACAACACAUGCCUAUGGUGCUACAAUAUUUCAGUGUGAAGCGACUCUCUCCACUUUAUUUAGAAGUUAUAUGUGAUAUAUGCCAUGUCUUGGGAAAAGAGGGAAAAGAGGAAGAAGUUGUGCCGUGCUUUGAUCAUAUUAUGGAAGUUCUGUAUCAAGGUAUGGUAGAAUUGACACUUCAACCUCUAAUUCUAUCAAGCAUUGGACAGAUUGCUCUUUCUCUUGGUGAAAAGUUUGAGAAGUACCUGCCUCCAGUUAUGGAAAAGCUUUUAGUUAUGGAAAAGGCUGUUCAACUCGAUCAGGAUCCUCAUGAGGAUCAUAGUAACAAGGUUAGAGAGGCAAUAUGUAAGGCCUACCAUGGCAUAAUAAGGGGAAUAAGUGAUGCAAAGUCUGGAUUCAAGGUAGGAAUGGCUCUACUUGAAUUCAGUGAACAGGAGAGAAAGAGAAGGGAGAGAAGGACCGUGACAGCAAGGGACGAAAGGAUCAUGACAGCACUAGUUGAUGCCUUGUCUCAGCUUCCUCCUAGAGUGGGCGUUUGGUCAGAGGCGUUUAUUCUAUCGGUGCAGCAAGCAAAUAUUUAUUAGGAGAGGAAAGGAAGCUGUGCUUUAUUUUGGUCCAGACAACUAAAGUGUGUCGGUUGACUGCUUUAUUAUUUUGAAUGAACUGAAGUGUGUGG
Triticum urartu is the source of this 2771-nucleotide messenger RNA. RefSeq names its product importin subunit beta-1-like. Gene Ontology annotation, molecular function: small GTPase binding. Gene Ontology annotation, biological process: protein import into nucleus. NCBI's taxonomy places the organism in Eukaryota, Viridiplantae, Streptophyta, Magnoliopsida, Poales, Poaceae. The record is from RefSeq and is a predicted model, not a curated record.